UCUUGCUUGUCACAAGGUCAAUAUAUGUGUGUUAUCUAGUGUGGCAAAGUGGCUUAUUUACAUAUUAUUUGUUUCUUUAUCUGCAAUAUUCGACCGAGACAAAAAUGAUAAAACUUUGUUAAAAUGUUUUCUUCGACAGGAUCAGCAAAAUUCGAAAGCAGCCUUAAAAUGGAUGUCGUGGAUCAACCAAAUUCGAUAUGCCACAUUCAGUCGAUACACAUGUACCCUUUGCAACCACCCGAGCCAGAUAAAUCAGUACCCUUUGGACUUCUGGCGGGCGAGAUGGUACUUCAUAUUGGCAGUUCAGUCGACGGAUUGAUUGCCGUCACAAAUUACCGACUCUAUUUGCAGAAUGGCGAAAAUCAGUUUUAUAUCCCACUGGGAUUGAUCGAAAAUGUCGAAAUUAGAGAGCUGUUUUAUUUGCAACUGUUUUGUAAAGAUGCUAGGACAUACAGAUGCACCUUUGAAAACAACGAGACUGCUCUUACUUGGUAUGACCAAGUGUCUAAAGCGGCAGAACCUCAACAGCAACUGGAACAAGUAUUUGCUUUCUACCAUUGCAUUUGGGCAAAGGAAAAAGGUGGUGAAGAUGUAGCCUUCAAAAUCGAGUCCCAGAAAAAGUAUACAUUCGAUAAGGAUAUGUUCGAAAGUGAGAUGGCUAGGAUGCAGUUUCAAGGCGACUCUUGGAGAAUCACAAAAGCCAACGAAAAUUACAAGCUGUGUCCCACCUAUCCACCUUAUCUUCUAGUGCCUUCCUGUAUCAAUGACGAGAUGUUGGAAAGUGUCGCGAAGUUUAGGAGUUCCCGUAGAAUUCCCGCUGCCGUGUGGAGACACACAAGAAACGGGGCUAUAAUAGCCCGAUGUAGCCAGCCGGAAGUUGGCUGGUUGGGUUGGCGUUCCAGUGAAGACGAAGAUUUACUAAAGGCUAUUUCCGAAGCCUGCAAUUUUGACAGGAACCUGCGAACUAACGGCAGUAGCGACAAAGAUUCCGUCCUGUCACAUUCUCCGGGAUCGUUGCAUUCUGACGAAUCUUUGCAAAUCACCGGCGAUGUCGAGAAGCAAGAGAAAAAGCUUCUGAUCAUGGACGCGAGAUCUUAUACCACAGCUGUAGCUAACAGAGCUAGAGGAGGCGGCUGUGAAUGCAACGAGUACUACCCUAAUUGUGAGAUUCAGUUCAUGAAUUUGGCGAAUAUUCAUGCUAUUCGAAAAAGUUUUCACGCUCUGAGACAGUUGUGCAUGUCAUCGGCAGAUCAACCCAAUUGGUUCAGCCUUUUGGAAGGUACCCGUUGGUUGUUGCAUAUGUCCGGUCUCAUCAAGGCGGCCGUUACUUUAACCACAGCAGUGGAAAGGGAUGCAAGACCUGUCUUGGUUCAUUGUUCCGAUGGUUGGGACAGAACACCCCAAAUAAUAGCUUUGGGAGAACUUUUAUUGGAUCCUUAUUAUCGUACUGUAGAUGGAUUCAGAGUUCUGAUUGAAAGGGAGUGGUUAGGGUUUGGACACAAAUUUGCAGACAGAUGUGGCCAGUCUGGAGGCAGUGAAGAUGCAAAUGAAAGAUGUCCAGUGUUUUUACAGUGGUUGGACUGUGUUCAUCAGCUCGUGACGCAGUUUCCGAUUUCUUUCGAGUUUUCUCAGAAUUAUUUGAUCAAGUUGGCUCAGCACACUUAUUCUAACCUAUACGGAACAUUCCUUUGUAAUACCAAAAAGCAGCGCGGGAAAGUGGUGGCUGGCAGAACGUUUUCAGUGUGGGAAUUCUUGAAUUUGCCUUCAUUUAGAAAUCAUCUUUAUACUCCACCUACUACCUCAACAGGAAAAGUUUUGUGGCCUAAAACCAACGUCCGCGAUCUGCGCCUUUGGUCGGAAGUCUACUUAGGGUCGAUGGAGGCAAAUUUUAGUCCCGAAGAGGGAUCUGGCGGGGCUUGUCCGGGCCCCCCUGAACUCAACGGUCACGCCAUGCCGAAGACUCGCUCGUACGGUGACUUAAUGAACGCGGAGACUUGUCAAGGUUUCUACAACAGUAGAAGAAGCAGCGAUCCCAACGUCAAACAGCAGCUAAAGCUGCUGGAACGCGAAAAUGCCUUAAAUACCCUCACGACCGCCCACAACGGCGACCAUCCCAUCGUUCUAGACUCCGCCCCCGAUUUUCUUCCCAGCGACCUCGAGGACAACCCCGCCGACUGCAACCAGGAUUGCAUGUUCAACGAGCACGCCCACCUCCCUACGUCCAACUUGACCGACGACCAGAUCGACGGGCUGGACUUCACAAACGGGGAGUGCCGCAGGGGCACGUCCAACUCGUCCGACGAGGACGCUCCACCCACUUUUCUAACGAACGGCGGCCGACACGCGGCGGAAACGUCCGAGAGGGAGGAGUCGGAGGCGGAACCGCAGGUUUUCGGCAACGGCGAGCGGAAAAGCGAGGAGACCGAUGCGAAAAUCGAACGCAGUGACUCGGAAACGGACGGGUUCAUGGAGAACAACAAUAAUUCGAGCGGUAGCGACGGUAGUGACGGUAGUUCGAAGGGGGUGUGCAAGGGAGGGGAGCAGGUGGGACAGAUGUUGGAUCUGGAAAGGUCGGUGGAGACCAGCACUGAGACGCUGGUGUCUGAGCAGCUUAUGGCUGGUUCCUCGCCCAAAGAAUAUAAUGGAUUUGAAAAAAUUCAAAAACCCCUCCACACUAUGGAUGAUGCAGCUAAUUGUAAAGUAUGCUCUCAAAAUGUGAAAGUUGGCAACGACAAUUGUAUUUACCCUUCGCGUAUGUCCGUCAGUCCAAACGGUUGGGGCGGAGCUUACAUGCACCAUCAUCACCACGCCUACCGGUAUAGGUGUCGGCCCAUUCACUGUCAACUGGGUGAGGAUGGUCUAAUGCCUAUCCGGUCGCCCACUCAGGAGAGAUUAGACCAAAUAGUGGAAGAGCACAGAAAAAAAGUAGAAUUGUUAGAAAAGGAACUGCACACUUCCAGGCAGUAUUUAAUAAAACAGGCUUGCCACAGGUGCCAGAAUGGAGAUAACGAGAAACAAGACGAUAGCUAUAGUAGCUCAGGCAGAUCAUCCUCGAGUAGGAGCUCGUGUACUUCGAAACAUUCGCCCUGUAGUCUCGGGCCCGACCGACCAAGUUCUGUGGUAGAAUCUGUAAACAGCGCCAGCGAGGGCCAAGCGUCUGCCGGGGAAUCACUCAGAUCUGAUUUAUCCUGGGUGGCGGUGGAAGACGGGAUUUUGGCUGAGUGCCAAGGUACUCUCUGGGUACCUGACCACGCCGUGAGCAGGUGUACGGGUUGCGGGACGGAAUUUUGGCUAGGAAGGCGGCGACAUCACUGCAGGAAAUGCGGCAAAAUUUUCUGCGCCGAUUGUUCCGAGCACGCCACGCCCCUGCCCUCGGAGCAGCUGUACAACCCGGUGCGCGUGUGCACCGGCUGCUACUCGGAGCUGAGACGGACGGGCGCCUGCCCCGAACGACCGCCCCUCCUGCCCCACCUCGCAGCCGCCGCCACCAACCACCACGUGGUCGACUCGCCUCCAGACCGAUGUAAAAGGUUGCCGCAGGCGCCUCAGGGCAGCCAGAGGGCCAACACUCAGAUCGCCGCCUCCAGCAAUUAGAUUGCCGCGUGAGUCUGACGUUGCUUCGAGCGUGCACUUUCGUGAUUUUAGCCACCAGGUGGCGUUUUUUUUAUGGGAAGGUAAAGUUUGUUGAUGAAUAGAGUUCGAGAAUUGGUUUGUCGCUACUUUGGAGUCGAAAUGGCGUGUUUUAGUAAUAUAUAGGGUGUCUCAGUAUCCCGUGGACAUAGAACUACUAGGUUUUUUGGAAUCAAACUAAAUUUAUUGAACACAAUUUACCUCAAUACAAAAAAGUGCUUUUUAUCCGUUAGAGGGCCUCAAACUUUAAAAAAUAAACAAAUUUUUUUAAAUAUUUUAAGAACCGAUAUUCCGAUUUAACUGAGAUUUGGGAUGCCUAUAUUUUGCUAAGUGCCUAAACAUUUGAAUAUCACAAAAAUAAACACAAGAAAAAGUACGGGAAGUUUGAAAACUACCUCGACCCCUACAUAAAUUUUAGUAGAAAUAUUUUCCAACUCUACCAUAUUAUUAUAUCCAUUUUACUUAUUCAUAUUUUCGCACCAACUAGAAUUAUUAGCGCAUACUAGAUUUUAUGCGCCUACAAGUGGCUUGAUUUUUUGACAAGGAACAUUUUUUGUAAGUCAUCUUCAGAAAAAAACUUUUUUUCCUUAAAAAGCAUACACGGCGGCGUUGUUUUACAAGAGACAAAAAGUGUAUCAUAUCUAGAAGAACCAUUUUACAAAAAAAAACGGUCGUCGGUGUAAUUGGAAAAUAUUUUCUAUAAUUUCACACUUCCCAUAUUUUUUCUUGUUUUUUUUGUGAAAGUCAAAUGUUAGAGCAGUUGGCAAAACAUAGACACCCGAAAUCUAAUUCAAAUCGAAAUAACGGUUCUUAAAAAAUAUGUUUAUUCUUUUAAGGUUUGAUGCGGAAUUUAACGAAAAAACAAAGCACUUUUGUAUAGAGGUAAUUUGUGUCCAAUGAACUAUUUUGAUCCCAUAAAUGCGUAGUAGUUCUAUGUCCACGGAAUAUUGUUACACCCUGUAUUUGCAUAUGGUUGAGAAUAACGUUACUUCAUUAUUAUUUUAAUAUCUAGUCAAACCUAUAAUGCCCAUGGACAACAAAGGAUUCCAGUUAAAAAAUCUAGUAACAUUUAAUCAGGUUUUUUAUUGAAAAUUUUGUAAAAAAGCAAUAUUGUCAUUUCAACUUCAAAAUAUUGAACUAUCACUUGCGGUACUUUGUUUAUCUAGGAACUUAACUUAAGUACAGUGUUUAUUAAAGGUAGCGGUGACUAUGCACUAAGAAAUAAUAUA
Molecule: messenger RNA, 4859 nt
Organism: Sitophilus oryzae (rice weevil)
Lineage: Eukaryota; Metazoa; Arthropoda; Insecta; Coleoptera; Curculionidae
Product: myotubularin-related protein 3
Exons: 17
Coding region: 124-3594 (1156 amino acids)
Biological process (GO): regulation of autophagy; dephosphorylation
Molecular function (GO): protein phosphatase binding; phosphatidylinositol-3,5-bisphosphate 3-phosphatase activity; metal ion binding
Source: RefSeq, a predicted model, not a curated record